AUGGGCGUUGAAGUAGUGGAUACGGAUCAUGAAGAUAAUGAUGAUAUUCAAUUCGACAACCACGAAGAACAAGGUUUCAAUGCGGCUUAUGAAUCAAAAGAAGUACUAGGACGCGGUCUGGCUUCAACGGUCCGGCGGUGCAUCGAAAAAGGAAGUGGAAUGCAAUUCGCUGUGAAAAUUGUCGACAUAUCAACUGAAAAACAAACCGAAAGCGAAGCUAAACGACUUUUGAAUGAGACGAUUUCGGAAGUCGAGAUUCUUCGUCAAUUAGCCGGCCAUCCUUCAAUUAUUAAAAUUCAUGAUUUCUAUCAAACUCCUUCAUUUUUGUUCGCUGUGUUCGAAAUGGCGCCUCGCGGUGAACUUUUCGAUCAGUUGAACUCGACGGUUACGGUAUCAGAAAAACGGGCGAGAAAAUUGAUGAGACAACUAUUCGAUGGAGUUGAAUUCAUGCAUUCCAAGAAUAUUGUACAUCGCGAUCUGAAGCUUGAAAACAUUUUGUGCAUUGACGAUGAGAGAAUCGUUAUUUCUGAUUUUGGGUUUGCCACUCGACUUCAAAAAGGACAAAAAUUGCGAGAUUUGUGCGGAACACCAGGUUAUUUGGCGCCUGAGACAAUUCGUUGUCAAAUGUACGACGACGCUGAAGGCUAUUCAUUUGAAGUUGACGAAUGGGCCCUCGGAGUUAUUCUCUAUACCUUGUUGUGCGGUUAUGCUCCUUUCUAUCAUCGAAAGCAAUUGAUGAUGUUGAGGAUUAUUCAGCAGGGCAAAUAUGAGUUUCGUGGUGAGCAUUGGUCAAAUAUUACGAGUGAGGCGAAAAAUUUGAUUUCGCGAUUACUUGUGGUGGAUGUUGCAAAGCGUAUCACAGCAAAAGAGUGCUUGCAACAUGAAUGGAUGAAGCCUGCCGGACAAGGCCAAGUACCGAUCAUUGAGCUUCCGACGGCGAAAAAGACUGGAGAGAAGGCGAAAAAACGCUUCAAGCAGGCAAUUAUUUGGGUCCGAUUCUUCUUGCGUCUCUCCAAAUACAAAUACCUCAAAACCAUGGUCGAUCGGGAUGUUCUUAGGAAACGGCCAUUCCGUGAUAGAGAUAUUCGACAUGAAGCUGAAGCUUCAGUGUUUAGUGUAUAUGGUCAUUGGGUGAAUCGCGGUUUCUACUAUUCUCGUGAUAUGCUAUUUGCGAAUAAGCCACGCCCGAAAAUGGCGAAACCGUCGACGCCAAACGAACAAUUGCAAGUGCCGAAAUGA
Molecule: messenger RNA, 1239 nt
Organism: Caenorhabditis bovis
Lineage: Eukaryota; Metazoa; Nematoda; Chromadorea; Rhabditida; Rhabditidae
Source: the annotation of a GenBank genome assembly